AUGCCCACGCCAAAAGAACGCACAAUUUAUUGUGUCUUCUCCUUAUUUGCUCUUUUCGUAGCGAAUAGUAGCGAGCUCUUCAUUGCGAGUGUGCGUUAUGAAGACACCGGCGCCUACACGUGCAUCGCCAAAAACGAGGUGGGAGUGGACGAGGACAUCUCAUCUCUCUUUGUUGAAGAUUCUGCCAAGAAAACUCUUGCAAACAUCCUUUGGAGAGAAGAAGGGUUGAGUGUGGGAAACAUGUUUUAUGUGUUUUCUGAUGAAGGCAUCACAGUCCUUCAGCCCAGUGAAUGUGAAAUACGGCGACAUAUGAAGCGGACGGAGAGGAUUGUCGCCACAUACGAGGAGAUGUGCCCUAAAGGUGAGGGGGUGUCACCCCAGCGCUGUGUGUGGUCUUCAGCAGUCAACGUCAGGGAUAAAUACAUCUACGUGACCCAGCCCCUUCAGAGCAGACUACUAGUUGUCGAUAUUCAGGCCCAAAAAGUGGUUCAGGCUGUAGCAACAGAUCCAUUUCCUGUGAAGAUGCUAUACGACAAGUCUCAUGACCAGGUGUGGAUUCUUACAUGGGGGGACAUGGACAAAAGCCACCCAACACUCCAGGUAAUUCCUCAAACCAGUGUGGGUGAAGUUCAUCAUGCCAUUCGAACCACAUUCCAAAGGGUGAACGACUUCUUCAUCCCUCCGACUAACCUCAUCAUAACUCACGUGAGGUUUGCAUUUGUCUUCCUCAAAAAUGAGCCGGCGGUCCACAAAAUUGAUCUUGAGACGUUCCACCGUGUCAAGACCAUCAGCCUGAAAAACUACAGCUGCAUCCCCGCCAGCAUGGCCUAUACACACUUGAGCGGCUUCUACUUCAUCCAGUGCCAGAGCAAGAGCCUUCUGCAUGCUCCAGCUCAGCUUCUCAUCGACAGCGUGACAGAUGCUGUUAUUGGGCCGAAUCAAAACGUCACGGGUCAGGCUUACGUGUCGCCAGACGGUCGCUACGUAGUGACACCAGACCCAUGGAGCUCUAAGCUGACGGUACAGACAGUGUCCUUCCAGGGGGAGCUGAAACUGAACCAAGAAAUAGAUGAGCCCAUAAAUGUCUCCGAUAUGGUUUUCCAGCCUUCUUUCACGGAAUCAAACCAACAUGUGGUUGUGGCCGCCUCCAGGUCGGGCUCAGACCUGCUGUUUGCUGAUCUGUCGUCAGGCCGCACAGAGGUAUUGCGGAGUCUCAAAGAGCCUCUCUCUCCCCAGGCCUGGCCCUGGGGGGGGCCCAACCGAGUGAUAGUCUCUAGCGGGUUGUUUGGACAGUAUCUGGUGACGCCAUCAGUUGAGUCCCUCUUCAUCCUCAAUGGCAAACAGAGAACACCACACUGCGAGGUAUCAGACAUCAAAAGGGCCAACACAGUUGUCUGGGUUGGUGAGUUAUGAGUAAAAAAGAAAAGUGAAAAAAAAAUGAAGACUUAGAAUUAGAAGCAAAUGAGAAAGGGAGAAAUCAGGCCAAAUUACCUAUCAUUAAGAUUUAUGUGAACAUAACUUGUGGACCCGACCCUGGGACUGAGCGAAAGGGUUAACAUGCCUGAGUUUGCUGUAACAAAAGUACACUUAAAAUAGAGAAAAUAUUAAGAAAAUCUGUUGUGAUAUUGCUAUUGGGAGAAAGUGUCAAUGCCGUUCAGUGCAACAGUGAUCUAUGUGCACUUUGCAGAAUUGUAAAUUAUUGCACUUCCUUCCAUGUUAUCACAGCAAAUAGGUACCUGAAGAGGCGAAAGUAACAACUAUGAACUAUGCACAAUGCUCACUUUUUUUUAAGAAUAAAAAGCUUUCCAGUUUUGUUAAUCUCAUGUUUGUCGUUUUCACCAGUGCUGCAUAUAGUCACCACAAACAGUAUGUCUUGUCUGCCUCUAGUGUGUAGUGUUCUGAGUCCUUUUAAAGCUAACCACAACAUCCGUUCACUCGCCUAUGUCAUGGUAUUGUACUGUACUCUCUCUGAAAGCUUUCAUUAUCAUACUGGCAGAGGUUGGCUUCAUGCACUUAUGUAAUUCCCUCUAUUUCCGUUGCCUAUCCAAAGAGUCCAAUUGGUCCAUUACUCAACUAUGGAUGUUUCGGUCGUACAGGAAACAAAAAGAACAUUGAGUGAUCUUUGUAGUGGUAUAAUGGGUCCCCGCUGUCACUCAUGUUUACUACAAACCUGUAGCACAGCUCUGUGCUGUGAAGCCUAAAAAUGCCACUUAGCAGAUCCCCCUCGGCGUAAUGACUCCGGUUUAUGCUAACCUGUAUGCUGAGGUCGAGGCAAAGCAGCAUCAUUUAUGCUAUGUGAUAGGCUGUGAGCAUUUGUGCACCCAUUCAGAAUAACAACAAAAUCAAACUUUCUGAAAGGCACACUGCUACUUCUCAUGUGGCAGACAAAAGUACACCUACUCUUACCGUGUGAAGGUUUAAAGUCCUUUUAAUGAGGUGCCAGCAUAAGCAUUUUGAGUCACACAGGUGACUGACAGCUCAAAUCAGUUGGACAGGGAACACCACUGCAUUUUAUGACCAUCUCCUAUCUCUUGGAAAGGACUUUAAAUCACAACAAAAGUACUCACGAAAAUUUUUGUAGUUUAGAAACCUUUUGAAAACAUGCAACUAAAACACAAGCCAGUUCUGUGUCUCAAAGCUGAGUAGCUCUUUGAAAACAAGGUGUACAAUUAGCAAUAUGUAAUUUAUACAAAACCGCUGACUUUUAACCUACAUUUGCAAGUGUUUAUAAUGGUUAGUAAAAGAUCCUAUAGAUUCUUGUGAAAAUUCACUAAACGAAUACCAGCAACUCUUUUUGUCUGAGAAUAGCACAUUUUAUCUGGUGUAACUGCAUAAUUCUUGGUGUAAUUGUGCUUCUCCACUUGCACUAAUCAUUGCAAUGAUGAGCUUUUAGAAGCCAGUCAGCACUGGAGAUUCUGUGCUUUUGUAAUAAUGACGGAAACAAGAAUGCCUCACUAAGCAUUUUUGCCUCUUGACAGCAGAGCUGUCCUAUACGCUAAUGCUUAGCUUGGACUACACGCAUAAUGACUUUCACAUAUUGGACUAAAUCGUCUGAUGAGCAGCAGCUUUUGUUCCAAAUUACAAGAUUUAUCAGAAAGCUGAUUCUAGGUCCAUUUGACCUUUCUCACUUGAUUAAGGAUAUUUAGAAUGAUAAAGCAGCACAGUUAUAUACUGCAUAUCAAAAUGUUUGCACACUUCAGCUUGUGGCCAACUUUGAACUUUACCUCUCCAGCGCCAGAAACGGAUUCAAAAAGCAACAUUAGCAACACGGCAGGUCUCAAUUACUAAAGGUUUUCCACUGUAAUCCCAUAGGCUGCGUAAACUAAGUGGACAUGGCCAGUACGAAAUCACCUAUAUUGUGUUAGUUGCUGAGCUUUAACUUCAACACUGGCACUUUUUAUUCACUAUGGCAGGAAAUUACCACAUUAGGCAGGAAUCCACUAAGCUGGAGAGCAAAACUUGAAAAUUAAAUAAAUAAAACCUUCCUACAGAAUAAUGCUAACACUGUCAUGUAUUAAUUUAAAACAUUUUAAUCACAAAGGGGUUUUUUUUUAAUGACUGGUGAAAAAUCUACUUCCGCAUGCUAAGUAGAGGCCUAAAAAUGUUUAUAAAAUUCUUUAGUGAUUGUAAAAGGAAGGAAAAAUUUAUAUAUUUAAAAAUGCUCAUCGUUCUGCUUUCCUGACAGCAAAACGUUGCUUCUUGUAACCAAGUGUGCUUUGAUCCUAAUCUCAUUAGCUGCAGUGCUUCUGAGGACAAAUUCAUUUCUCAAGUGAGCCAAAACUUUAACACAAGUCAUCUGAAUUUUGAUUUAUUUCCACUAAAUUCACACAAUGCCUUAAUCUAAAAUAUGUAGCCAAGAUGUUGACAUAACUUUGAUCUUUUAGAUCAUGAAGGCAGCUCACGUGUUUAGCAUUUUUCACAAGUGCAGCAUUUGUCAGAAGAAAAAUGGUAAAACUGUCAGGUUGUAAAACAGCUAACUUGUGCAUUUGGCUUUUGCCAUCAUCCGGGCUAAUGUCUGCAACAAGAACAUCUUUGUCACAGUUUAGUUUAAGACAGAAUGUAGUCCGUGUCCAUACGUUUUAUCAACAACCACAAGUUCAUCUUUUAGCUUUGACUGUGACAGAAAUAUUUUCUCUAAUUAUUAUAGAAUGUUUCCAAAGGUUGGGCACUGAGCUGAAUGAUGGGAUUUAUCUUAUAUGUGAGUAAAAGUUAAAAAGUUUAACUUUUAUGCAUAUUUCAAUGUUACAACCACAAAUUUCAAUGUACUUUGAUUUUCCAUGAUAGACCAUUAAAAAGUAGUGUAUAAUUGGGAGAAAAAUAAAUGGAUUAACAUAUUUCUUUGCUAAAAACAAGCUGAAAAUGUGCUGUAGACAUGUACCCCUAAAUACCAUCUAGUGCAACAAAUUGUCUUAUAAAAAAUGUCAUUAUUAAAUAGUGUCCACCUGUGUUAUGUCAUCUGAAAAAAAGUUAUGUGAUGGCUUCAGCAAUUAGAGAAAAAUUAGUAAAAGAACAACAUGAUGUUAGCAAAUCGCUCCAAGGAACAUAGACAUGUACUGAAGAUGUUUAGGAUCUUGUUUUCAAACCUACCCCAGCUUUCAACUUUGAAUAUCUCAUGGGGCAAUGUUUAGUCCAUCAUCUGAAACUUCAAAAAGGAUGACAACUGUAAACCUACCAAGCAGCCUGUAGAAACUGACAGGCCAGACAAAGGAAAGCUUUAAUCAGAGACGCAGCCAAGGGGCUCCUGUUAAUUCUGGAGCAGCUGCAGAGAUAAUACAGUAUAGGUGGGAGAAUCAGAACAAGUACAAGAUUCCACAUAUCUGGACUUUAUGGAAGCUAUGUGAGAAGAAAAUCAUUGUUCUGAGAAAGCCAAAAUAAAUCGUCAGUGUUCAUGGAGCGGUAUGAUAUUCUCAUAAUGAGUACCUUGAGUAAGAAAUUCAAGAUGUAUAGAAAUGAGAUUAGCUGCAGACUGCCUGUCUGGAUUGCUAGUUAGAGGCUCAGGCAGCAUGCUGCUUGCCAACUGUAGUUUCAAACGUUACCUUGAUAAGAGUGAUGGGUGGCUUUCAUUUCUUUUACACAUAAUGGCAGUCGGCUUCUUAGUGGCCAAAAUUUUGUGCUGUGUUGCUUCGUAC
Molecule: messenger RNA, 5129 nt
Organism: Fundulus heteroclitus (mummichog)
Lineage: Eukaryota; Metazoa; Chordata; Actinopteri; Cyprinodontiformes; Fundulidae
Product: follistatin-related protein 4-like
Exons: 8
Coding region: 1-1413 (470 amino acids)
Biological process (GO): multicellular organism development; regulation of BMP signaling pathway; cell differentiation
Molecular function (GO): protein binding
Source: RefSeq, a predicted model, not a curated record